GUUUGUAUUGAUUUGUCAGAUUAAUUUUAAAAAUGGCGGCGCAAGGUUUACCUUCCAAAAUGAAGGAAUUACGUUUACCUAUUUCAAGAGUAAAAACUAUAAUGAAAAGUUCACCUUAUGUCGAUACAGUUGGACAAGACGGAUUGUAUUUAGUUACAAAAGCUACGGAAUUGUUUAUUCACUAUCUAACAGAAGAAGCUCAUAUGCAAAAUAAUAAAGGGAAUAAUUUAGAUUACAAGCAUUUAGCAGAAGUUGUACAAACAAAUGAUACACUGGAAUUUUUACGAGAAAUAAUGCCACGAAAAAUUACCGUAAGGCAAUUCAAGGAGAUGAUGGCAGCUAAAUCAUCGAAUAGUAGUUCUUCUGAAAGUAGCUCAGACUCGGAUAGUGAUAGCGAGUCUGAUACUGACUCUUGUUCUAAUAGCGACAAUAAAGAAGAUAAUGAAAUAUCAGGUAGUGAACAUGAAACAGAAGCACAAGAAAAUGGUAAAUGUAGUUUCAGUGAUAAAAGUGAGGCUAGUGGUAAAAGUGACAGCGAAGAGGAAUCUAAGAGGUAGAAAUAAGAAAAUAGGAUAAAAUCCUAUUAUAUUCAUAGGUUAUCCUUAAUAAGUAUUUUAGAAGAUAUUUAGUCUGCAAUUUUAUUUUUAAGACAUUUUAUUAAAGACGUCAAGUUAUGUCUAUAUGAUUCUUAUUAAUUGAUAUGGAUCAUAUUAUCGUAAUAAUGAAUGACCAAAAAUAUUAAAAUUUAGUCAAAAUUAAGAAUAACAAAGGAUAUAAAAUUAAUUGUAUUUUUACUCGAAUAUUGUUAAUUCAACUAAUUUUAGAGCAAAAAUUUCUUUUAAAAGAAAUACAUUUUUAAAUCUUUAUAUUUCAUAUAUUUUUCAAUAAAGUCGUCAUUUUUAAUUUGUGUG
Messenger RNA from Vespula vulgaris, 911 nucleotides. RefSeq names its product chromatin accessibility complex 16kD protein (gene Chrac-16). The record is from RefSeq and is a predicted model, not a curated record. The transcript has 2 exons. Lineage: Eukaryota; Metazoa; Arthropoda; Insecta; Hymenoptera; Vespidae. Gene Ontology annotation, cellular component: nucleus; CHRAC. Gene Ontology annotation, molecular function: protein heterodimerization activity. Bases 33 to 557 code for a protein of 174 amino acids.